UUAACGACAAAAAGCUGCCUUCUACACCACAAGUUACCGUUCAAACACUAAAUGGGCGAAGCCAGGUUACUAUCAUUAACGCUACCAAGGAUCUUUCAGGGAGUUAUAGUUGCGAAGCGCACAACAAGCGUGGGGCAACACGUGUUUAUGAACCAUGUCGAGUGAGCGUCAGAGUGCCAGGAGAGAUGUGUAAACCACCGCUSUUCAACGCAGCAGCUUUAUCCAAAGACGAUUGCCGCAAGUGUUUUUGUAUGGGAUUGACGAGCGAUUGUCAAAGCUCGAAGCURUUUAAAGCACAAAUUAAAACCACGUUUACAAAUGAUGUUGGCUUUGCUGGAUUUCGACUCGUGGACRAGGAUGGUAACGAAGUAGACGCGAAUUUUUCACGARUAGAACCCGAUGCUUUGACUGUUGAAAAUGUAACUGGUGAUACAAAUCUGUACUGGAAACUGCCUGCAAGGUACCUUGGAAAGAAGAUGGUAAGCUAUGGUGGUGCCCUACAGUUUUAUCUCAGAUAUUCAAGUCCUUCGACGCUUGGUAAAAUUGCUGUGAUUCAGCGCAUCGAGAGRCAAGUUGAUAGCCAGUCAAAGGAUGUUAUCCUUGAGGGCGGUGGAUUGAUGCUGACAUAUCAUCAUAUUGUUCCACCAAAACCUAACGACUACACUUUUCUUGUSACRCCAAUUGUAGAGGAAGUAUGGCAGACAAGUGAUGGUAGACGUGCUUCCCGGGCUGAUUUGAUGAGAGUUUUGUCAAAUGUUACAAGCAUUCUCAUCCGCGUUGGUCUUAAAGUUAUCGACCAGCACAAAACCAUAAGCAUUAAGGACGUCUCUCUCGACCAAGCUGUAACCAACGACGAAGGACUGGGAAGAAGUAGCCUUGUGGAGCAAUGCCGCUGUCCAGAAGGCUACCGAGGCAUCUCUUGCGAGUACUGUGCUGAAGGAUAUAUUCGUGAUCCCAAAGCUAAAUCAUUCCCAGUUCGCUGUGUCAAGUGUUCUUGUAAUGGUCAUUCUGAUAGAUGUGACCCUAAAGAUGGCACAUGUUUUGAUUGUCAACACAAUACAACUGGAGCACACUGCGAUAAGUGCUUACCUGGUUUCUAUGGCAAUGCCACUAAAGGUACUACCAAGGACUGCCUACCGUGCCCAUGCCCCCACGACCAGCCACCAAGCAGAUUCAGUCCUACGUGCGUUUUGGCUGAAGAUGGAAAACCGACAUGCGACRCAUGUCAACCUGAGUACACUGGACGAAACUGCGAAAGGUGCACUGCAAAUUACACAGGAAACCCACUAGAAGGAAAGCCGUGUUUACCAAAAGGUCCAGAGUCAUGUGAUCCUCGUGGUAGUCAUUCUAAUCAACCAGAUCAAAUCACGAGGAAAUGCCGCUGUAAGGCUUACGUGGUGGGUGAAACAUGUAAUGCUUGUCUGUCACAUUUCUUUGGUCUUGGUUUGGAUCCCUACGGGGGUUGCCUGAGGUGCUUUUGUAACGGAAUUACAGACACCUGUGAGAGCUCGUCGCUGAACAAGUCGAGGGUUGUUAUGAACUUUACAAGCUCUGAUUCACAAGGUGUUGUCAUCACAAAUCGUAAAGAACGAAUACAACUAAAGGAAUUCUCCUACAACACGACUACUAAAGAAUUGGUCCACAAACUUAACAGGGACGARCCUUUAUUUUGGAGUUUACCAGACAUAUUUCUUGGAAACAAGGUUACGUCGUAUGGUGGGUUGCUGUCCUUUUUCGUUUCUUAUGAUUCAAGUCAACAUGGGAAAAAGCUGGUUGUCUAUUUCAAGGGUAAUAACAGAACACUGAAGAAUAAUCAAAGAAUAAAUUUGUCACGGAACGGACAACGUAAUGAAAUGAUGGUUGUUAUYAGAGAGGGUAUCUGGCAAACACCUGAUGACCAAAUCGCGUCACGUGAUGAUCUAAUGGUUGUGCUAGCGUCUCUGGACUCUAUACUAAUACAAGCAUCCCAUCAUGGUGUUUCACGGACAAGUCUCGGUGAAGUAUCUCUAGACGUCGCUUUGAAUCAGCCAACAGGCAUGUCGCGUGCCGUACGGGUUGAGAAGUGCGCAUGCCCCAAGGGGUACUCUGGACUUUCGUGCGAAGCGUGUAGCAGUGGGUACUAUCGAUCAAAUAGAGAGAGAUUGAUCGGAACCUGUUCAAAAUGYUUCUGCAAUGGUCAUUCUGAAGACUGCGACCCUAACACUGGAAUAUGCCAGAACUGCUUGCAUAACACGUUUGGUGAUCACUGCGAAAAGUGCAAACCUGGUUUCUUUGGAGACGCAAGCGUUGGAACUCCUUUGGAUUGCCGUCAGUGCGCAUGCCCAAAGAUAAACCCACCAAACAGGUUCAGUAAAACAUGUUUCUUGGAUCAAGAUGGCUACCACACUUGUGACGCAUGCCCAGUAGGUUACACAGGUCGUCGAUGCGAAAGAUGUACAAAGCCAUUUGUUGGGAACCCAACUGUGGUUGGAGAUUACUGCAAAUUUGAGGAAGAUUGUGGAUGCGAUCCUCGUGGCAGUGUUAACAAUACAUGUGAUCCGUUCACCCGACAAUGCCUCUGUAAGGCAAAUGUUGAAGGUAAAAGGUGCAACAAAUGUAAAGCAUUUUACUUUAGUCUCGAAUCAAGCAACCCCGAUGGCUGUAUGCCAUGYUUYUGUUUCGGUGUGACGUCACAGUGUAAAUGCGCCCGAGGAUACCGCGACAAGGUUUCAUUGGCUUACACAGAAGAUUACAGUGGGGUCCGAGGGGCAGUUCGGUUGGGCGAUAGACUGGGACUUACCGUUAUAAAUACUGGUAUCUUAUUGGUUAAUGAACCUCCUCAUUAUGUGUAUAACCGGUUUGACCGGUUACCCAGGAAAACUUUCUACUGGUAUCUACCUGAGCAAUUUCUAGGCGAUAAAAUAAGUGCUUAUGGUGGAUACUUAAAGUUCGUCUUAUCACAUGACAUGUUACUCGGUGGUCAAGUAACUUCAGAAUCUGACGUUGAAAUAAGGGGACAUGGUCUUGUUCUAUUUCACAAGAUGAGUUCUCCKCCCGUCAGUGGGGUUGAAACUCCUUACAAAUUAAGGAUUGUCGAGUCGUCGUUUACAUUUGAAAAGGGACAAAUUGCAUCACGUGAGGACUUCAUCAUCGCUUUGUCUUCAGUUGAGAGUAUCCUUAUAAGGGCAACGUAUAGUACUGCCACAUAUCAGACAAGUCUCUACGCGGUUUCUAUGGACGUUGUAUCUGCUCAUGGUAGUUCUGUAGAAGAAGUCAAUUCAGUCGAGCAGUGUGUAUGCCCUUCGCCGUACACUGGUUUGUCAUGCCAGAAAUGCGCACGAGGGUACACUCGUCUGAAACCCGGCCCAGGCUUCUCUCGUUGUGUUCGUUGCAGGUGUAAUCGACAUAGUUUAGAAUGUGACCCUGACACUGGGAAAUGUCUGAACUGCCAACAUAACACUGCUGGCGAUCAUUGUGAAUUAUGUGCUGUGGGUUACUAUGGAGAUGCUACACAGGGAACCCGAGUAGACUGCAAAUUAUGCUCAUGUCCGUUAGCAAUWCCAACCAAUCAGUUCAGUAGCACGUGUCGUGUUGACAUUGACGGUUAUCCAACUUGUACAUCAUGUCAAACAGGCUACAUAGGGCGAGAUUGUGGAAGGUGAGUAGCUCAAAACUUCGUUAUCUUGAAACAAAGACUCUUUUAUACAACGCGGAGCCAGGCUCAAUGUGCAUUAAAUUCAGCCCAUAUUUUUCAAUAUUACACAUAUGUCAGCACCAUUUAUUA
Exaiptasia diaphana is the source of this 3763-nucleotide messenger RNA. RefSeq names its product basement membrane-specific heparan sulfate proteoglycan core protein. Gene Ontology annotation, cellular component: basement membrane. The transcript has 30 exons. Bases 186 to 3641 code for a protein of 1151 amino acids. NCBI's taxonomy places the organism in Eukaryota, Metazoa, Cnidaria, Anthozoa, Actiniaria, Aiptasiidae. The record is from RefSeq and is a predicted model, not a curated record.